Messenger RNA from Ornithorhynchus anatinus (platypus), 4454 nucleotides. It is a transcript of the gene ASTL, whose product is annotated as astacin like metalloendopeptidase. Gene Ontology annotation, cellular component: membrane. Gene Ontology annotation, biological process: proteolysis. The record is from RefSeq and is a predicted model, not a curated record. Gene Ontology annotation, molecular function: metalloendopeptidase activity; zinc ion binding. NCBI's taxonomy places the organism in Eukaryota, Metazoa, Chordata, Mammalia, Monotremata, Ornithorhynchidae. The coding region runs from base 70 to 4377 and encodes 1435 amino acids. The transcript is spliced from 12 exons.
UGGGGCCUCGGAGAAGGACGGGAGAGCUGGUCCUGGAGGGCUCUGGGUGGUUGGGCACCUCUCCCCAGGAUGGGAGGUGUCUCCUGCUCUGGGCCUUUGGUGCUGGGCCUGCUCCAGUUUUUAGGAGGUGUGGCCCUGGCAGAGCUGCUGACUGCGACCCCAUCAAGAGACAGUGCCACCGGGCUCCUGGGAGACCCCACAGUCAGUGGGACGCUGGACCCCCGUGACUGGGACAUUCCCGCUAUCAACCAUGUAUUCAACCCUGAAGAAAACCCUGAGAGUGGCUUCUUGAUCGAAGGUGACAUCAUCAAGACGAGCCCUUUCCGGAUGUAUUCUGCCUUCAGCUCCAAGUGGCCAGUGAAAGAUGGGAUGGUGCAGAUUCCCUACCGCCUGUCCGGCAAGUAUGACCAGUCCCACCGGGCUGUCAUCCUGGAGGCCUUCACCGACUUUGAGCAGUUGACUUGUGUUAGAUUUGUUCCACGCACAAAUGAGAGUGACUUUGUCUCCAUCACACCCCUGGCUGGGUGCUAUUCCAGCGUGGGGCGCAGCGGGGGCAUGCAGGUGGUCUCCUUGGCUCCGCUGUGCCUCCAGAGGGGCAAGGGCAUCGUGCUGCACGAGCUUAUGCACGUGAUGGGCUUCUGGCACGAGCACUCACGGGCCGACCGCGAUCGCUACAUCGACAUCUCCUGGAGUGAGAUCAUGCCGGGCUUCGAAAUCAACUUUGUCAAAUCUCAGAGCAGCAAUAUGGUGGUGGCCUAUGACUACUCAUCUGUGAUGCAUUAUGGGAGGUUCGCCUUCAGCGCCAGGGGCUUGCCCACCAUCACGCCUCUGGCAGGGUCUGAGGUCUCCAUUGGUCAGCGGCGGUACCUGAGCAGCUCCGAUAUCGCCAGAGUCAACCAGCUGUACACGUGCAGCCGGACCGGGUUGGAAGUGGCCGGGAACCGGCACAACGGCAUCAAAAGGUCCAGGGGGCCGAGGGCCAUGGACGCGGCUCUGCGUGAGAGGGGGAGGGUCCAAGCAGAGACCCCCUCCGUCACCUCCGUGGGAAUCGCUGCUGACAGUAGUCUGAGCCCCUCCGGGCCAGGGGAGGGGGCUGUGACUGACAGAACCAGGGAGGGUCCUAGGGAGGAAGGGUCCACCCGGCCCCCUGCCCCGGAGAGCUCGACAGUAGAGGCAGUGGACUCCCACCUUGCUGCGCUGGGCUCCUCCCCUGCCCCCUCCUCGCCCAUCGGCUUCAGCCCCGAGAGGGCUCCUGGGCCCGGCCACCUGCCCCCUGUCACCCCCACGGCUGACCCCCUGGUCCCUGGCAGUGAGGGGCUGGGGCCUGUGCUGGUCUCUGUGGAGAGCGGGGUCCCCCUCCCCUCGACUGAGGGGGCGGUCCCGGCAGAAAGAGAGGUUGGGCGGCAGACACGCCACCCCCUUUGGGGAGCAGGCCCCGCGGGCAGCUUCAGGACGACCCCUGCCCUCCCUCCAGGAGCGUUCCCUGACUCCGGGACCUCCAGUCCCUUGCAGCCCCUGGAGGGGAGCCCCCCUGCCCUGCCCCCAGGAACAAGGGGGGUGGAGACCCUGUCUCCUGGGAGUGCCUCCUUUGGGACUGGCCAGCCCUGGACCUCUGUCCCAGGGGUGGGGAGGCUCCGAAAGGGUGAAAAUGGGAGCCUCUCCCACCCUUCGCCGACAGAAAUCGCAUCCCAAAGGGUCUCUGACCCCAGUGGCCUGGAAGAGGAAGAGGCUGGCCCCUUGGCUGCCAGCCUGUCCCUACCAGAGGGUGCAGAGGGAGUCUAUACCGUAAAGCCCAGCCUGUCCCCUGAGGGUGCUGGGACCAGAGGCCCCCACGCUCCAGUGGGAGAUGCCCCGGCAAGACUCCGGGGCUGGGGAGAGACCCAGAGGCGGCCUCCCCACCCCAUCUCUCCUAGGUGGGAGACUCGGGUUAAUCAAAGGACAGGAGCCACUCUGCUGACCUCAGGACCAAAGCUACCCCCUUGGGGGUCGGGGGUGGUCCUGGGAUCAGAUGGAGGGAGCUGGCCCCUCCAGCCUAAAGCUCCAGGCUCAGAAGAUGGCCCCGCGUGUCACCCAGCAGGCCCAAUCCUACUUCCUGGUCCUCUGAGCGGAGUCCCCGCCCCUGCCGAGACAGAGUCCCACCGCCCAGGGACGCUCCCCUCGGCCGGGACACCAGCCCCGGACAGUCUGGGAGGGACGGGGCCUACCGGCUCUCAAGAAAUGGGAGGGAGGCCCAGGGCCUUCCUCUGGGGAAGAGAGGUUCCUUCCAAGGCUAGGGUGUCUGAGCCCCCAGCCCUCCGGACUGGGGCCGUACAGAGCAGCGGGCUUGUGCCCGUGGGGCCGUCGAGUCUGCGGCCCAGAGCUCCUUCCAGGCAGAAGGGAGAGUCGAUCGUUCAGUUGGCUAGCGGGGCCGCUUCCUCCCUGCUGGGGGAUGCCGUGGGGGGAGCGACAAGCCCUAGCAGGGAGACACGGGCCUCCCCCUCGGGCCCUCCCACGGCCGCCACGGGGAGCCCAGCCUUGCCGCCGGCCCCUCGGGCCGGAGACGGGACCCCCUUCGGCCCGGGCCGAACGGCUCCUCCGGCUCCAGAAGGCAGAGGCCUGAGGACUGUGAGCAGUUGGUUGGCACGUGCUCUGGCCAGGGAGGCCGAGGCAGAACCCGGUCCCCGGUCAGGAGUUGUGGUUGCCAGUCUCGACCCCGGACUGCCGUUCCCAGUUGUUUCCCCCAGCGUGGGGGUCGGGGAGCCGCGGGCUAGCGGGGGCCCGGCCAAGCUGAAGGCGGAGCAAAGCCGAGGUCGAGCAGAGGCCAAGGGUCCUCCCCAGGCCCCCGGCUCCUCCGGCCGAGAGCUCAGGCUUUUCCUGGGGCCCAGAACCCGGAGCCAAGGCCGCCCAGCCGCCGCCACCUCCUCGGCGGCCUCCGCCAGGGGAAGCCGGCUCCCUCACCCUAUACGGCCAGCCCCAGAAGGGGAUUCGAGCCGGUCUGGUGGAGGAGGCCGAGGCCCAGCCGCCGAGCUCCUUCCUGCUGGGGCUAGCCCGUCCCUGGGCGCUGUGCCCACAGCACGGGGCGGAGGCCUGCUGGCACCUGCGUACUCUCUGGGUCCAUCUGCCAAAGCCCAGCUUACUGAGCGAGGGGCAGGGGGAACCCCAGGGUUCUGGGAAAGGGGACUGGCUUCCCCAUUGACCCCAGGCAUCCCACCAGCUUCCUCUGCCACAUACUCCCCUCCAGCCCUCUUCCCCUACUCCCCCGCACCCUCGAUCCUCCCAGAGACCCUACCCCUCACUAAGGCAGCUGAGUCAGCCCACGCUGCUUCUGCUUCUACAGAAGUCUCAGGGCAAAGACGACAACCGGCAGUUCUGCUCCCACUCUUCCGGGGAGGGGAGGCUCCGGGUCCCCGGGGACGGAGAACUGCUCUGCCUAGGGGUGCGGGAGUGGCUUGGAGGGCCCUAGGGGGAAGCCUAGCUGAGCAGCAGCGGGGCUUGGAGGCCGCCGAGCCUCAGACCCUUUGGGUGAGCUCCACGCGGCCAGACAAGAGGAGCCGUCCUCUUCGGCUAGAAGCCGGGCUCGGGGAUAGAGUCGACGCCCCGAAACCUCCCCUUGGGGCUCCCCGGCAGUGCCCUCUUGCAGCAGGAUGCCUCAACCUCUCCCUGCAAGGACAAGCUGGGCAUCCGACCUCCACGGGGACCGUGGCUCCUGGAGUUCCGGGGGUGCCCCCGGGACGGACGUCUCUGUCGCAUCUCCCCGGGGGCAGGGCCCACCGGGGCCCCCGGGAUCCCAUGCCGCCCCCAAGGUCUGAGACCCCUAAGCCCCUAGGAGUCUCUCCGACGGCUUCCCCGUGCCCGGCUAGGCUCUGCCCCCGUCUCUUGGGGUCCCCGCCCCUGACAUCUGGGGGGCACCCUCUGCCUCGGGACUGGCUCUGUGACUUCGAGAUUGACUUGUGUGGCUGGCAGCAGAGCGAGGCAGCGGAUUCCAACUGGACACGCACCGGGCACGGCCUGGCCCGGGGAGACGGCCUCUCUGUGGAAGCUCCCUGCGCCUUCCCCGGAGGACACCACCUCUCCCUGAGGAACCCGGCUCCAGAGCGAAGAGCGGUCCGCCACGCUGCCCUGAUCAGUCCCCUCCUCUCUGGUGCCAGAUGGAUCCGGUUCUGGCACGGUCCCCUGUGCCCCAACGUGGGCACCGUUAAUCUGUACCUCCGCUUUAAAUCUCUCCCUGGCUGGCACCCACUCUGGACCAGCACAGGAUGUGACCGCUCGCCCUGGAAUUGGGUGGAAGUGGAGUUGCUGGCCUCUCGGAAGAUUCAGGUGAUGGUGGAAGGAGUCAUAGGCCCAGAAGAGGGUGCCUUUGUAGCCAUUGACGACUUGUCUAUCUGUGGCUACCACUGAUCGAAGGAUGGCGAGAAACCAACAGCUUCCUGAAUGUCUCGCGACAUCCCAAAUAAACGAUUACUUGGAUACAGUGA